AUGGCCGAGACCGUGUCAAAGCACAAGGCCGUUCAAGCCCACGUCGACGACGACGACGACGACGAUGGCACCAGCGAGUCGAUGGAGAAGGAGCUCGCGUUCUACAUGUCCUACCACUCGAACAAGACCAACCAGCUCAUCCACUUUAUCUUCAUCCCCCAGAUUCUGUGGUCCUCGCUCAUCCUCCUCGCGUUCUUCAACUUCCCGGGCUUCACCUACAUUGACCUUGGGUCAAUCUUUACCUUCCGGCCGAACGGAGCGAUGGUACUAGCGCUCGUGUUCCAGAUCUGGUACAUCAUCCUGAACGAGGUCGUCGGCGUGACCUACCUCCCCAUCAUGACGACGAUGUACCUCACCGCCACCCACCUCGUGAACCAUGUGCCCGAGUGGUUGCCGUGGCGGUACGCGUUCGGCCCAGAAGCCAGCGCGCUUCCCUUCGGCCUGGCCGUCUUUUUCAAUGGCUGGUUCUGGCAGUUCCUCGGCCACUUUGUGUACGAGGGCCGCGCGCCGGCGCUGUUCGACAACCUCACGCAGGCACUCGUCACCGCCCCAUUCUUCGUCCACAUCGAGGCGCUCUUCUUCCUCUUCAACUGGCGGCCGUCGCUGCACAAGCGUAUCCGGAACCUCGCGAGCCAGCGGAUCGUGGCCAUGAACAAGGAGAAGCGCGAGAAGAGCAAGAAGGUACAGUAG
Molecule: messenger RNA, 690 nt
Organism: Cutaneotrichosporon cavernicola
Lineage: Eukaryota; Fungi; Basidiomycota; Tremellomycetes; Trichosporonales; Trichosporonaceae
Exons: 4
Coding region: 1-690 (229 amino acids)
Biological process (GO): sphingoid catabolic process
Cellular component (GO): endoplasmic reticulum
Source: RefSeq, a predicted model, not a curated record